GUCACCUCGAUUGCCGACAUCGAAAUUCGAAAGCGAUGCGGCACGCGCGUUUUUGUCGGAAUCGGAAUAAAACAAAACAAACAAAAUUGAGUCGUUCGUAUUAAAUAAGAGUACCUAUAAUAAUGAGUUGGAAUAAAUUGUUGUGCAAUCGUCAGGAGUUGCAGUUGACUGGUACUCUAAAUGGUGGUCAAAGUUUCAGAUGGACUCACGACAAAGACAAAGAUGAAUGGACUGGAAUAUUUUCUAAAACGGUUUGGAAAUUACGGCAAUCAGAUGAUUAUUUGGAAUAUCAAGUAAUUGGUACUUUGCUUGAAAAUGGAACAAAACCUAACAAAGCAAGAAAGAGUGAAAAGUUCAAGAAGUUACUUGACAGUUAUUUUCGACUUGAUAUGAAUUUGUCAGAAUAUUAUAAUAAAUGGUCCGAAAAAGACAAGUUAUUUAAAUCUGCCUGCCAACAGUUCUAUGGCAUUAGGAUGUUGCAGCAAGAGCCUGUUGAAAACUUGUUUUCAUUUAUUUGCAGCCAAAAUAACCAUAUAUCCAGAAUAUCAAGUAUGGUAGAAAAGCUGUGUACACAUUAUGGUGAAAAGAUAAGCACUUAUGAGGGAGCUUCUUACUAUGCAUUUCCCUCAGUGGACAAGCUUGCUCAGCCAGAGGUGGAGAAAAAAUUGAGGGAUUUAGGUUUUGGGUACAGAGCUAAAUUUAUUCAGAAAUCAGCCAUGCAGAUCAUGGAAUCAGGUGGGGCGAAAUGGUUCCAAAGUCUGCAAGAUAUGAAGUAUAAAGAUGCUAGGUUUGAGCUUAUGAAGUUGCAUGGAAUUGGACCAAAGGUGGCAGAUUGCAUAUGCCUAAUGUCUCUAAAUCACUUGGAGGCGUUGCCAGUGGAUACUCAUGUAUAUCAGAUAGCUGCACAGAAUUACCUGCCGCACCUCAGAGGCAAGAAGAAUGUCACAGAGAAGAUGUAUGUAGAGAUUGGGGACCACUUCAGGCAACUGUAUGGGGACAUGGCCGGGUGGGCACAUACUCGCAGACAAGAAAUGGAAUCGCAAACUCACAGAUAUGAGAAAGAAAAAGACUUACGUAUAGCUUGAACAAGCUUUGGGUGUACUUCAUACGUAAUCAAAGGAACGGGCAACAAACGCAGAUACAACUUGAGAGUCCCCGCCACCACAUUGAUGUUGCUGUAAACACUAAGAUCUGCCGCUUCGCCGUCUGAAAAAUGU
Plodia interpunctella (Indianmeal moth) is the source of this 1217-nucleotide messenger RNA. RefSeq names its product 8-oxoguanine DNA glycosylase (gene Ogg1). Gene Ontology annotation, cellular component: nucleus. The record is from RefSeq and is a predicted model, not a curated record. Bases 123 to 1085 code for a protein of 320 amino acids. Gene Ontology annotation, molecular function: 8-oxo-7,8-dihydroguanine DNA N-glycosylase activity; damaged DNA binding. NCBI's taxonomy places the organism in Eukaryota, Metazoa, Arthropoda, Insecta, Lepidoptera, Pyralidae. The transcript is spliced from 6 exons. Gene Ontology annotation, biological process: base-excision repair, AP site formation; nucleotide-excision repair; base-excision repair.